Messenger RNA from Fraxinus pennsylvanica, 921 nucleotides. The record is from the annotation of a GenBank genome assembly. Lineage: Eukaryota; Viridiplantae; Streptophyta; Magnoliopsida; Lamiales; Oleaceae.
AUGCCGGCGAACACUGCACAAUCACUCGACUGGAUAUCGCCGUCUUCAAUCAACCAUUCAAUCGACAACGGGGAGCAUACUUUCGGGGCAAUUGCCAAAGAUGGUAUCUUAUCCAGAUGUAAACUCAUUUCAGAACCUUGGGAUUGUGGAGGUCUUUAUCUUGUUGGAAGAUUUCCAAACUGGGAUCGGUGGGCUGAGUGGAACGGGAAGUACCGUGAUGACGUUAGAAGAUUUAUAAAGGAUUUGCCUCGUAGAAAUGUCCUAUAUGGUUAUCGCAUCGAUGGUCCAAAAUAUUGGCAUCAGGGACAUCGCUUUGAUAACAGCAUGAUUCUACUUGAUCCUUAUGCAAAGCUAAUUGAAGGGCGCAGGAUUUUUGGUGAUGCCAGAAAUAAGAUUUCUCAAUUUUUGGGGACUUAUGAUUUCGAUAGCUUGCCAUUUGAUUGGGGAGAAAACUACGUGCUUCCUAACAUCCCUGAGAAAGAUCUUGUUAUAUAUGAAAUGAAUGUCCGUGCUUUUACGGCUGAUGAAUCUAGUGGUCUGGAUUCCAAAAUACGUGGUAGUUACCUUGGUGUUAUAGAAAAGAUACCACAUCUUUUGGAGCUUGGCAUCAAUGCGGUGGAAUUGCUGCCGGUCUUUGAAUUUGAUGAAUUGGAGUUCCAAAGGCGCCCAAAUCCGCGGGAUCAUAUGAUCAAUACAUGGGGUUAUUCAACAAUAAAUUUCUUUGCUCCUAUGAGUCGUUAUGCAAGUAAUGGUGGAGGACCUUCCAAUGCUUCUCGAGAGUUGAAAGAAAUGGUUAAGGCUUUGCAUGAUGCUGGAAUUGAGGUCAUUUUGGAUGUUGUCUAUAACCAUACGAAUGAGGCUGAUGACAAGAAUCCUUACACUACGUCAUUUCGUGGCAUAGAUAACAAGGUGAUUGCAUAA